GCUAACAGCCCCUAUAAAGGAGGAAUUUUUAAGCUAAGAAUUGAAUUCUCUCAAGAUUACCCAUUCAAACCACCAUCAGUCAAAUUCAUAACUAGAGUAUAUCAUCCAAAUAUUGAUGACGAUGGGUCAAUUUGUGUUAACUUGUUAAAAACAGAUUUCUUCUUUCUAAAAGUUCUCAAAGCCAUUGCGGAACUUCUCGAAAAUCCAAAUCCCGAUGAUGCGUUGGUGGCUUCUAUUGCAGAGGUUUAUAAUACUAACAAACCAAAAUUCGUCAAAACUGCAAAAGAUUUCGUGAAAAAA
Messenger RNA from Scutellospora calospora, 300 nucleotides. The record is from the annotation of a GenBank genome assembly. Lineage: Eukaryota; Fungi; Glomeromycota; Glomeromycetes; Diversisporales; Gigasporaceae.